Molecule: messenger RNA, 4539 nt
Organism: Puntigrus tetrazona (Sumatra barb)
Lineage: Eukaryota; Metazoa; Chordata; Actinopteri; Cypriniformes; Cyprinidae
Exons: 32
Coding region: 171-4499 (1442 amino acids)
Biological process (GO): regulation of transcription by RNA polymerase II
Cellular component (GO): nucleus
Molecular function (GO): DNA-binding transcription factor activity, RNA polymerase II-specific; protein binding; DNA binding
Source: RefSeq, a predicted model, not a curated record
AGGUCAACAUUCGCUUUCCCUACAUCACUUCCGUACUCUUCUGUCUUUAUGAGGCAGAUUGUCCCAUACAUCUAGGCGGGAGAUUUGGAAAGAGACCUUUCUGUUUCACCACUCUUCGUGUCAAAUACACAGACCUGUUGAAACGGCUCGGGCGGUGACAGAUCGAAUUAAUGGGAGUCGGCACCCAAAUGGACCCGUUAGACUUUCUAACGAAUGAAGAGUUGCUGCCUUUCUUCCACCGGAAAAAGACAGAGAUUUCGUGCUUAGAAGAACCGCACAGACUUCUCACUCAGCUGCGAGACCACGAUCUGGUGCCGGAGAAACUUUACGAGAGUGUGAAAAAGAUGCGUUCUCGUAAGCAAAAGGAGAAGGGCUUCUAUGAGGUUCUGGACUGGGUGGAGAAAAACAGAUCUGAGUAUAUACAUCGGUUCUGGCGCUGUGUGUUUGAAGAUCAUAUCCUGCAGCUGUAUCCAACACUACGCAUCCUCAGAAACAGUCUGCAGGACGGCACUUUCAAACUCUAUGAGAAACCUCCGGAUAUCGAGACAGCGGAGGAGUGUGAAAGAAAGGCAGAAAAAGGAAAGGAGAAGAGCUACAAAAGAAGGAGAAGUAAAGAUGAUAGAAGUAGUGAGAAUAGUGAUGAUCCUGGUCCUUCCUCUGCGUCCACACCCAAGCGAAAGAAACCGGACAAAAAACCCUCGUUCUCAUCUCCUGUGAAGAAAGGUGACAAGCAAGAAAUUUGGACAUGGCCUAUUUAUAAAACUCAGCUGCCUGUAACCUGUGGGGAUAAAGAAGGCACUCUCUAUCGGGAGAAACUGCCCAGAGGGGAAGAGUGUAUCUUGUCCCAGGGACUCUGGUUCACCCCAAAUGACUUUGAGAAGUUUGCAGGGAAGGAAAAGUGCAAAAACUGGAAAGUCAGCAUCCGCUGCAGAAACACGCCGCUUAAGAAACUCAUCGAAGAGGAGCAUCUUCGGUGUCCACCGAUGGAGAGAAGAACGAGAACAUGUGUCCAAACAAACACGAAUGGGAGGUUUCCUGUCAGCUCAUCUGAGAGCUCCGGUGCAGAUACGAGCUCUGGUUCAAGGGAGGAAAGUGAUGAUGAUGAUUUCCAGGAGCAGGGAGGGAGAAGAGGAGGAACAGAGUUAAGAGAGAGAGUUGAAGAAGAAGACAUGUCAGAUCUGUCUGUUUUUCAGGCUCCCUCUUUACCGGUCACCUGUGCUUCACUUACUGGGACUCUGUACAAAAACAGGUUUGCGUCAGGGUAUCGUGGGAAGUGUAUACGUACUGAGGAAAGAUGGUUCACUCCGGAGGAAUUUGUAAAGCAGGAGCCGACUCUCACUGAUGGACACUGGAAGAAAGACAUACUGUGCCAUGGAAAAACACUCAACUUUUUACUCCAGAAAGACAUCUUGUGCAUCCAUUCACUUCUGUGUGUAUGUGUGAAAUGCAGUAUUCGAAAGGAAGAUAUGAUGGCCCAGAACAAUGAUGAUGAGUGUUAUGUGUGUCGCUCUAUGGGAGAUCUCGUGUGUUGUGACGAGUGUCCACGAGCUUUUCAUUCAGACUGUCACCUACCUGCUGUACCUGAAGACUCAUCUGGGGAAUGGAUUUGUACCUUCUGCGUGUUCAGAAACAGCCAGCAAUGGCGUGACUCCAGUAACGUGUCUGAACAAGAAGCUUUCGACGCCCCAAUCUCUCAACACAUAUUGCACUGCCACUACCUCCUGUUAUGUGUGUACAGACAGGACAUCCAGAAGGUGUUUGUUGAGGACCCACGACCAACGGUGCCCAGAUACUCUGAGUUCAUAACUCAGCCGAUGUGGCUGGACAGAAUAAAGCAGAAGUUGGAAAGUGGCGAGUAUCGGACGAUAGAAGCGUUCGUCUCUGACUUUCGACUCAUUUUCAGCAACUGCAGCAAGUUCAAUAAGGACAAUGACUUUGGCCGAAUGGGUGCCAGCCUGAAGCAAAUAUUUGAGGAAGAGUUCAGGAAAAUCUUCAGUAUUCAAAUCAAUGGCUGUGGCAGGAUGGAUGAUGAAUCAUUUCCAGAUUCAAAGAAGGAUGGGAGAAGCUCAUCAGAAUCUGACUGGAUUGAGGAGACGGAAAAAAUAAAAGGAACACAAGGGGUAAAAAGAAAGAAGAAUCAACAAAAUGGUAACAAGAAGAAAAUAGCCCGAUGUAGAAACUCUAGGCUUUCGGUGGCAGACCUAACAGAUGUCUUUCAAGAGGCCAGAAACAAGGACCAGAUGGCUGUCCAUUGUGGAAAAAUGGCAGGAUGUCUGUACAGAAUAAAAUAUGACAAUGGAGAGGAGUGUAUUUCAUGUAAAGAGAAAUGGUUUACUCCCGCACAGUUUGAGAAGUUCGCAGGAAAAGGGCAUUAUAAGAAGUGGAAGGAUAGCAUCUAUUACAAGUCAUCACAUGGCCUUCAAGUUAGAUUACAGAAACUCAUACAAAGUGGGAGUCUUUCAGAGUUUGGACAACACAAGGAGUCAGUUAGAGAGGGGACACAGACAGAAUCCAGUACAGGAUUGUUUUCCAAGACUCUGACAACACCUGGAAUUGAAAAGGAAAUAAACCUGCCGGACAAUUCUUCAGAUGAGUCUGUAUCUGUAAGGCUCAAAAUGGUGACACAGACAGAAUCCCGUAAAAGAUUGUUCUCCAGGAGUCUGAAAAAAACUGUGUGUGGAAUUGAAGGGGAAACAAUAGAGCUGGACAGUUCUUCAGAUGAGUCUGUAUCUGUUGCUGAAAGAGUUAAAAAGAACAGGAGAGAAUCUGUCAUUUCAGCUCAAGAAUAUAUUGUCAUUGUUGAAGAUACAGACAGUUCUUCGGAUGAGUCUGUGUCUGUUGCUGAAAGAGUCAAAAUGAACAGGAGAGAAUCUGUCAUUUUAGCUAGACCAGUCCAUAAAAACAUAACAGAACCGGCAAAAUUUCCUGCCAGUACUAGAGAUUCACCUGCACUCCCCACUGUUGCUUCAGAAACUGCAGAAUCAAGACCACUGAGGGAGUCAACUAGAGAGGCCCAGAAAAUACAGUUUUCCAAGAGUUUGAAAAUACCCGUGUGUCGAAUUGAAGAGGAGGCAUUCCAGCUGAAUAAGUCUGGAUCUGUUGCUGAAAGAGUCAAAAUGGCACGGAACAGGAGAGAAUCUGUGAUUAUAGCUGAACCAGUAGAACCGGUAGAAUCUACUGCCAGUGCUAGAGAUUCCCCAUCACCUUCCACUGAUGCUACAGAACCUGCAGUAUCUUCUGUCGUAGAGGAUGCAGAUCAGAUCACAGAUGAAGAAGCAGAUGAAGCAGCAGCAGCUCAGCUUGACUUCAACGAUUCUCCUGCUGAUGCUACAGAACCUGUAGUAUCUUCAUUUGUAGAGGAGCCUGAUCAGACCCCAGAUGAAGCAGCAGCACAUCAGCUGAACUUUAGUGAAUCUCCUACUGAUGUUAAAGAACCUGCAGUAUCUUCUGUUGUAGAGGAGGCCAGUAAGACAACAAAUAAACCAGCAGAAGCUCAGCUUAACGUCAGCGAUUCUCCUGUUGAUGCUACAGAACCUGCAGUAUCUUCUGUCGUAGAGGAGGCUAAUCAGAUCACAGAUGAAGCAGGUGAAGCAGCAGCAGCUCAGCUUGACUUCAACGAUUCUCCUGCUGAUGCUACAGAACCUGCAGUAUCUUCACUUGUAGAGGAGCCUGAUCAGACCACAGAUGAAGCAGCAGCACAUCAGCUGAACUUCAGUGAAUCUCCUACUGAUGUUAAAGAACCUGCAGUAUCUUCUGUUGUAGAGGAGGCCAAUACGAAAACAAAUAAACCAGCAGCAGCUCAGCUUAACUUCAACGAUUCUCCUGUUGAUGCUACAGAACCUGCAGUAUCUUCUGUCGUAGAGGAUGCAGAUCAGAUCACAGAUGAAGAAGCAGAUGAAGCAGCAGCAGCUCAGCUUAACUUCAACGAUUCUCCUGUUGAUGCUACAGAACCUGCAGUAUCUUCACUUGUAGAGGAGCCUGAUCAGACCACAGAUGAACCAGCAGCAUCUCAGCUUAACUUCAACGAUUCUCCUGCUGAUGCUACAGAACCUGCAGUAUCUUCUGUCGUAGAGGAGGCUAAUCAGACCACAGAUGAAGCAGCAACAGAUCAGCUGAACUUUAGUGAUUCUCCUGCUGAAGCUACAGGACCUGUAGUAUCUCCUAUAGAGGAGCCUGAUUGGAUCGCAGAUGAAGCAGCGGGUGAAGCUGCAGCUCCUCAGAUGAAUUUCAGUGGUUCUUCUGCUGAAUGGCAGGACCCUGUUGUUUCUGAAGGGACUGAGAGGACAGACCAGAUGCAGUUAUUUACAUUUCUAGGAAAUCAGUUCAAUACCAUACACGAGACCCUAAAAUCAAUUGAUUUGUCUUUAAAGAAGCUGAUGGAAAAACAGUCACAAGACACACUGCCUCAAUAUAGGUAUCUAAUUCCUGAUUUUAUUGGAAAUUCACAAAUUCACUCCUUAGUCAAGAAGGAGCCAGUCAUUGAGGAAUCAAUACUGUGAUCUAAUAGAGGUUAUAAAUAAAUAAAUAUUAUUAUUAUAU